UCUGCCUGGCCACACCUGUGCCUGUCUGCCUGCUGGGAAACGAGGACAGAGGGUGUCCGACCUUCCUUGGCCUUGUGAGGGAUGGGGUCCCCUAAAGAGAAGAAGGCUCCUCGUUUGUUUUGAGCAAUGUUAUCUAAUAAAACUGAUGAUGGGACUGUUCCAUGAUCUGCACUGUCCCUUUAAAAUGAUGGGAUGAGCCCACUAUGGCUAGUGCACACUUGAAAUGUGGUCAGUGACACUGAGGAAUGGGGCUUUUCAAUUUAAUUAAUUUAAAUGAGUUGCCACAUGUGCUCAUGGCUGCUGUGUUGGACAGUGUGGGACUGGGGAUUGUAUGUACCCUCUGUAGCCUGGCUUCCAGGCCCUCCCAUGUGACACAUGUCACAUAAGAUGAGCUGGAACUGCCCCUCCUCCAUUUCUUUGCUCCUGUGUUCUUGUUUCCAGGCCUCCUCCUGCCUGUCCGCCCAUUGGAUGUGCUCCGACCGACGAAGCUUUGCCUGACUUUUCCCAGCCAGAGGGCACUUGUGUCUGCUCCUGUUGUCUCUGCAGCACCAUGAAUGCCAUUGUCGCUCUCUGUCACUUCUGUGAGCUCCAUGGCCCCCGCACUCUCUUCUGCACUGAGGUUCUGCAUGCCCCACUUCCGAAAGGGGCGGGGGACAGCCAUGGCCAGGGUGAACAGGCGGAAGAAGAGGAGGGCGGCAUUCAGAUGAGCAGUGGGACCUGCACUCACAGCCCAGCUGAAGGGGCUGGCGCAGAGUCCAGCAGCCCAGGACCCAAAAAGUCGGACAUGUGCGAGGGCUGCCGAUCACUUGCUGUGGGGCACCCUGGGUAUAUCAGCCAUGAUAAAGAGACUUCGAUUAAAUAUGUCAGUCACCAGCACCCCAGCCACCCCCAGCUCUUCAGCAUCGUCCGCCAGGCUUGCGUGCGGAGCCUGAGCUGUGAGGUUUGCCCUGGUCGCGAAGGCCCUAUCUUCUUUGGGGACGAGCAGCAUGGGUUCGUGUUCAGCCACACCUUCUUCAUCAAAGACAGCCUGGCCCGGGGCUUCCAGCGCUGGUACAGCAUCAUUGCCAUCAUGAUGGACCGGAUCUACCUCAUCAACUCCUGGCCCUUCCUGCUUGGGAAGAUCCGAGGGAUCAUCGAUGAGCUCCAGGGCAAGGCUCUCAAGGUGUUUGAAGCCGAGCAGUUUGGGUGCCCACAGCGAGCCCAGAGGAUGAACACAGCUUUCACACCGUUCCUGCACCAGAGGAACGGUAAUGCCGCCCGCUCACUGACCUCCUUGACAAGCGAUGACAACUUGUGGGCGUGCUUGCACACCUCCUUUGCUUGGCUCCUGAAAGCGUGCGGCAGCCGGCUGACCGAGAAGCUCCUAGAGGGUGCACCCACGGAGGACACCUUGGUCCAGAUGGAGAAGCUCGCGGAUUUGGAAGAGGAAUCAGAAGGCUGGGACAACUCUGAGGCUGAAGAAGAAAGAGCCCCUGUCUUGCCAGAGGGCGCAGAGGGGCCGGAGCUGACCAAGUGCCCCACAGACUCUUCCUUGCUCUCAGACUGUGAUAGCUGGCAGCCCCGGAAGCUGUCUGUCUUUAAGUCUCUUCGGCACAUGAGGCAGGUCCUGGGUGCCCAGUCUUUCCGCAUGCUGGCCUGGCACGUUCUGAUGGGGAACCAGGUCAUCUGGAAAAGCAGAGACCCCGACCUGGUGCUGUCAGCUUUUGAAGUGCUUCAGACCAUGCUACCAGUGGGCUGUGUCCGUGCCGUCCCUUACAGCAGCCAGUACGAGGAGGCCUACCGGUGCAACUUCCUGGGGCUCGGCCCACAUGUGCAGGUGCCUGCCCAUGUGCUUGCCUCAGAGUUUGCUGUUGUGGUGGAAGUCCACGCAGCCGCUCGCUCCAGCCUCCACCCUGCCGGCUGUGAGGACGAUCAGCCUCUCAGCAAGUACGAGUUCUCAGUGACCAGUGGGAGUCCUGUAGCUGUAGACAGAGUUGGCCCGACCAUUUUGAAUAAGAUAGAAGCUGCUUUGACUAACCAGAAUCUGUCUGUGGAUGUGGUUGACCAGUGCCUCAUUUGCCUCAAGGAAGAGUGGAUGAACAAAGUGAAGGUCCUUUUUAAAUUCACUAAGGUGGACAGUCGACCCAAAGAGGACACCCAGAAGCUCCUGAGUAUCCUUGGAGCAUCCGAGGAGGACAAUGUCAAGCUGCUCAAAUUCUGGAUGACAGGCCUGAGCAAAACCUACAAGUCACACCUCAUGUCCACAGUCCGUAGCCCUAUGACCUCAGAGCCUCGGAAUUGACCCCGCUGUGGACAUCAGCAUGAUGUGCUUCUGGGACAUGGGGAUGGCCACCCUCACCAUUGUGCUCCCAUUUCCGAACUGCUGGUGUGGAGCCGUUUCUGAGCAAGGAAUGGAAAUUGUUGGGGCUGAAUUGUGCCUGUGGGGGGUGUUUGAGCCUGGUGUAGUUCUUGGGGCCAUCCCACAAGCUGCUCCAAUUGCCCCAGCCUGAAGAGGACACUGGGAGACUUGUGCAAGGGACCAGUCCCUGCAUUGGUGCACCCCUGUGAGACAAGAUGAAGGAAAUUGUGUGUCUCCAGUCUCUUGUGCACUUAGAUAUCAAAAUUUAUAAGGAAAAUUUUAGUUACAAUAUCAUACCCUGUCUCGAGGUUAACAUUCAAAACUUUCUAUUCUGAAAUUCAGCAAGAGUUUUCCAGGCUUUAUAUGCAUGAAUAUAUGUAUUGCUACAGUUGUGGGUUUCCAAGACACAUGCUGACCCUUAUCUUAGUCACUUUACUAACCUGAUGUUGAGUUAGGGCUCUGGGAAAGGCUUUUGGAGUGAAGAGGAUGGAUGUGUUUCUUAUAGUUACACCCUCUGGAAUGCGUGUUCUGAAGUCUUGUGACCACCAAGGCUUCUGGCCAUGCUUUCCUGAGGUUGCUUUAAAAUUGCACACUGCAUGGUGGAA
Molecule: messenger RNA, 2943 nt
Organism: Phyllostomus discolor (pale spear-nosed bat)
Lineage: Eukaryota; Metazoa; Chordata; Mammalia; Chiroptera; Phyllostomidae
Gene: FLCN
Product: folliculin
Exons: 12
Coding region: 551-2281 (576 amino acids)
Biological process (GO): positive regulation of TORC1 signaling; negative regulation of transcription by RNA polymerase II; positive regulation of transforming growth factor beta receptor signaling pathway
Cellular component (GO): cytosol
Molecular function (GO): GTPase activator activity
Source: RefSeq, a predicted model, not a curated record